AUGGCUCUGCUGGCGAGGGCCGCCCUGCUGGCGGCGCUGCUUACGCCCGCCCUCCUGCUCGCCCCUCAGGGUCUCCCGACCGCGGACACCGUCCCCAGCAUCAACCUGACGUUCGACCCCAGGACGAGGAACCUCACCUGGCGCUGCACAGAGAACAUCACGGCUGUCCUCUGUGCCAUGACAACAGCGGACAAGGGGCCGGCGAUGGUCAAGGGGAAAAGAUGCCAUUGCACAUUCCAAGACAGUAUUCUCCACACGGGCGUCACGUUCACGGUGACAGCCAACAUCGGCCACCGGCAGAUUGUGGAAAAACUGGUCUACACGAACCCAGGCAGGAACGGCACGGCCGCAGAAAACUUCUCCUGUUUCAUCUAUGACGCGGAUUUCAUGAACUGCACAUGGGCAAAGGGCCUCGCCGCCCCCGACGACGUCCAGUAUUUCCUGCACCUGCAAGACAUCAAGACACGGAGGGAGCGAGAAUGCAACCACUACGUGUCCGAGUCCGGGACCCACGUGGGGUGCCACCUGGACUAUGUCUCCGAAUUGCGUCACCACAUCCAAGUCCUGGUGAGCGGCACCAGCCAGCAGGCCGCCAUCCAGUUCUUUGACGCGACUUUGUUGUUAAAGCAAAUAGAAAUCCACAGCCCCCCCAGCAACGUGUCUGUGGCCUGCAACACGUCCCACUGCGUCAUCCGCUGGGAGAAGCCCCGGAGCCACUUCAGCACGUCCAACCGGGACUUCCAGUACCAGCUGCGCAUCCAGAGACAGAACAGGGAGCAGCACAGCGACAACCCGCUGGUGGAGGUAUCUGGGGAUUCAGGAAAUAAGUACAACUUCCGGAGCCCUCAGCCCAGAGCCAAACACACGGUGCAAAUCCGAGCGGCCGACAGCAGGGUGCUCCAGUGGGGGGCGUGGAGCCCGCCGGCCGAGUUCGGCUCCGGAGAACGGCCGCCCAGCCUGGUGCACGUGUACCUGCUGGUGAUCCUGGGAACCGUCAUCGGCACCGUGAUGCUGGGCUACCUCUUUAAAAGGUUCCUGGGGACGCCGAUUCCGCAGAUCAGAGACAAACUGAACAAGGAGGACGACGAGAUCAUCUGGGAGGAACUGCCCCCGGCCUCGGGGAAGGGUGACCCCGAAGAGGCCAUCGCUGUCGAAGAAGUCCGGGUGUCCUCUGUGAGCGUGUGCACCUCACACACCUCCCGCCUCGAGUCCUUUGGAAAGUUGUCUGAGUGUUGAAGGGCUCGGAGCGUGAAUAAAGCUUUGUGUGUGUGUGGUUGAUUGACGUGUGAAUCUGGAGAAAAAAGAAAAAAAAA
This is a messenger RNA of Pteronotus mesoamericanus, 1313 nucleotides long. RefSeq names its product granulocyte-macrophage colony-stimulating factor receptor subunit alpha-like. The transcript has 11 exons. Gene Ontology annotation, cellular component: external side of plasma membrane; membrane. The record is from RefSeq and is a predicted model, not a curated record. NCBI's taxonomy places the organism in Eukaryota, Metazoa, Chordata, Mammalia, Chiroptera, Mormoopidae. Gene Ontology annotation, molecular function: protein binding; cytokine receptor activity. Gene Ontology annotation, biological process: cytokine-mediated signaling pathway. Bases 1 to 1236 code for a protein of 411 amino acids.